UGGAGGUUUUAACAGUUUCUCAAAGAGGUUUGUAACCUCCAUAAAUUAUUUUACACUUUUGAUUCCCCUCCAUUUUUUCAGCCUUUCCCUCCAAUGUUUUACAAUCACUUUGCUCACUAAACAUUUCCCUCAAAUUUCCAAACCCGAGAUUCUUAUUUUCACUUUGGUUUUGAAAACUCUUUCAUCAAAUUGGAUUCAUCGUACCGAUGUUCAUCUCUGUCAUCUUCGUGCUUGCUCGUCAGCCGGUGCUCAUCGAUCAAUGCUCCUCGGGUGCGUUUUUUAUUUAGGAUUUUCAUCCACCGGUAGGUUUCAUCAUGUUGGACAAUUGAGAGAGGUAUCAAACAAGGUUCACAAUGCAGAGUUAAAAUUGUUUUUGGAAGUAGAGCUUGGGCUGGAGAAAGAAGCAUAUAAAAAUGGAGAAACACUACCUUCGGAAGAUUCCUCUGUGCAAAGUACCUUUGCUCCUGUAGAUGGAGAACAACUAAAUGAAUUUAGUGAUGCAAAUAAGGAUCAAAAUGAUGUGCAGAGUUUGGAUAGCGAUGAAGUUGCUAGUGGAUCACCUCUGCCAAGUGUGAAGCCUCAAAAAUUGGAUGAAGCAAUAAAAAUUCCUAUGGAAACAAUCGAAAUUUUAAGGAACCAAGUUUUUGGCUUCGAUACCUUUUUUGUAAUAAGCCAAGAUCCUUAUGAGGGUGGAGUGUUGUUCAAAGGGAACUUGCGAGGGCAAGCUACUAAAAGUUAUGAUAAAAUUUCUAAGAGAUUGAAAGAUAAUUUUGGAGACGAGUACAAGCUUUUUCUUUUAGUAAAUCCAGAGGAUGACAAGCCCGUGGCUGUUGUAGUUCCAAGAACAACCUUACAACCAGAGACAACUGCCGUACUUGAGUGGUUUGCUGUUGGAGCUUUUGGACUGGUUACGGUUUUUACCUUACUUAGGCUGAUAUGUCUUAGGCAAGAGUGUUCUGUCACACAAAACUGUUUCAUGUGUUUUAUUUACUAUACUGAUACAGUCGUGUAUACUCCUUCGCUUGAGUAAUAAGUUCAAAAGUAUUACAAUUACAUUGUUUAGGUAAAUACAUGUCUGUCUUCCAGGCUGUAUAUUCUUAAAUAGGAUGGUCUCAUAAAAUAAUUUAAUUAGUGAUGAAUUGUUGUCUUUUUCAUAGGAAUAAAUCUUUAUUUCUUGUUGUCAUUUUCCUGGUUGACUGAUUGUUUCGUAUUAUAGAUGCUUCAAUUUCGUAUGCACCUAUAACUACAAAGUGAAAUUUAGGUGUCAUUUGGUUCAAUAAUUACUUCAACUAGUGAUGAAUUCUGGUCCAGCUUUCAUAGGAAUAACCAAAAAGAUUCAUUUGAUAACAAAGUAAAGAAAUGAGUCGGUAAUUAAGUAAACAAUGAGUCUGUGAAGAGCUUGCGUGUAGAAGUUUGAGAGUAGCAUAGCAGUACUCACAUUUCUUAUAUCUAUAUGUUUAAAGGAAUAUCAAUUUUUUGAAUUUUAAUUUUCCUUUUAGACUGUUUGAUUAAUUCUAUUUUUUGCAUACAUAGCUAUGCUGAUAUCAGCUCUGCUUCCUAGGAAAGUCUAUAGUUAGUUUUUGUUGAUUUCUAAAGGCCAUAAUUGAUUAAUG
Molecule: messenger RNA, 1613 nt
Organism: Vigna unguiculata (cowpea)
Lineage: Eukaryota; Viridiplantae; Streptophyta; Magnoliopsida; Fabales; Fabaceae
Product: putative zinc metalloprotease EGY2, chloroplastic
Source: RefSeq, a predicted model, not a curated record